Molecule: messenger RNA, 2442 nt
Organism: Symbiodinium natans
Lineage: Eukaryota; Dinophyceae; Suessiales; Symbiodiniaceae
Source: the annotation of a GenBank genome assembly
AUGGCUCUGCGUCAGGGCCUGCUGGGGUUCGUGCUUCUCAACGGCCCGGGAGCGCGGCCCCCACCCAGGAAAAGUGGCGCCAGUGUUGUGGCAAGGGUGACGGGCAAUGCUUCAAAGCUUAUGGACAUCUCCGCGUGCGACGGCCCAGGUGGCUCGGAGGCUCGGGACGGAAGAAGAGCUGGAUUGGAACUCCUACAGACACAUGUCAGCAGAUUGAAGGGAAGGGGACCGCAUGUCGUCCGCACAACGCAGUCACCCCAGGUCGAAAAAGUCCUUCACGUUGGGGGAGGUAUCCUCCUGUUGUGUUUCUUGCUGGUGCUCAAGUUCGCUAGCACUGACAUCCUGGUGGGCAUGGCAAUCUUCCUUGACCACUUCAUGACCUUCGGCCUCUUGCCUUUCGCACCGACAGUAACGCCGAACUACCAGCACAUCGCGGUGCUGCAAAGUUCCAAGAAUGUCGUGGCUUGCCUGCUGGUGCCCUUCGUUGGCAAGUUCAUCGAUGGAAACGAGGCAAAAUCCGUGCAGCUUGGGCUGCUGUGCGCCAUGUUCUGCAGUCUGGGUUUUGCCCUGGCGAAGAACUACGCCUUCUGGCUGGCAAUGCGCACUCUCAGCGGAUACUCAACGGCAGCAAUUGUUUGGGGAGGCUUUGCGCUUGUCAAUCGAGAGUACGCCAACGACGCGACCGCCCGUGUCCAGGCGGUGUCCACGGCAAUGGCGGGCCUUUACGCCGGGAUUUUUGCAGGUCCGCAGGUUGCUGGUAUGUUUGUCGAUGACUCGCGCUUGAUGUUUCUCUUUCUCUCUGGGGCGCAGAUGUGUGUGUGCUUGACGAUUCGCGUCCGAUUCGGUUCCGACCGGUCACAGCUCCAAGCGCUCCAAGAACCAAUGCCGAAGCAGACUGAAGUGGCAAAGGUUGACAUGCUGGAGUUGCUCCUGGACCCAGAAAUCAGAAAGCCAAUCGUUGCCCUGUUUCUAGGCUCGGCCGUGGAGGCUGCAGUAUCUGCCACGACGUGGGAGUAUAUGACAAGCCUGGGAUAUGACCAUGUGAAGCAGAACCUGACAUGGCUGAUGGCCACAGUUCCAGGUGUCAUCUCUGCGAACCUUGUACCCGUGCUUCGAUCUGUGCUAGGAGGUCAGACAUUGCAGAUAUCGACGCUUCUCCUGGGUGGGGCAAGCACGCUUGCGUGCCUGGGCACUGACUACAUCUUCCUGGCCCUAACCCUGGUUGGCACCAGUUCCACGUCUGGCUUGCUAAACGGAAAUACAGCAUCUACGUUGGCCGACCGAAGCCAAGAGAAGUACGACGGCACGGGUCAGGUGUUCGUUCUGUCUAACACAGCAGAACAGGUCGCCUUCAUAGCGGGACCCUGUGUAGGCAGUUCUUUAUGCCGGUACGCGAGCUUCCAAGCGAUGUGCCAUGUCAUUGGCGCUUGCUUAGUGCUCUAUGCUGGCUUGCUGUGGUGGCCUGACGAAGGGUCAAAGGCCAAACAGACAACCACGACAUCUGGGACUGACCCGCGAGAGCACGUCUGGCUUGCUAGCCAAGAGAAGUACGACGGGUCAGACAUCCGUUCGGAGGCAGUUCUUGAUUCCGGCAUCGACCUUCCCCGUCGCUCGCUCUUCUUUCUGAGCGGCCUCAGCCGGUGGCACCUGCAGCAUGCGAUCAUGGACAUGAGGCUGCCGUCUAAGUGCUCAAACGUUCCACUCAACCAGGAGCAUGGAACAUGGAUCUUGUUCUCUUUGUCCCAGGUCCGGGAGCCGUUCGCAGCUUUGGAACCGCAGCUGGGCCCAGCUGCGCGGAGCAGAGGCAGCGAACGCACUCUGGCCAUUGGCCGCCCCCUCGGGUUGCGCACGUUCGCAGUCCAGGUCACCCCCGAGGGCUGGGAGUUGCACCGCUUGGAGCGCUGGAACUGGUGUGGCUUGGCAUCCCGAAGCUCUUCCGAAGAAGCCGGGGGCCACGGGGGCCACGGGGGCCAGAGCUACUACCGGGUGAAGCGCCCUGAGGGCUACCCGGAGGCCAGCGAGCAGCCCACACACUCCAAGGCUUACGAUGGCCAGCCCUCUGUGUGGGUGCCCACCUCGCAACUCGAGGACAUCGGCCACUACUUUGAGGGCAAGUCCACGGCCCAGCGUGGUCGGGGCCGCAGCUUCUACCGUGCCGGGGGCCCACCGCGGCAGCAGCGGGUGCAGCAGCUCUUCGAGUGCGCGGAGACGCUGCGCAGCGCCGCGGAGACAAAAGGGGGAGAAGAGCUGACGGCCGUCCUCACCUACCAGGAGAGCCUUGCCAAGCAGUGCUACGAUGGCGGUCUGUCCUACGAGGAGCGCGCGGCCAAGCGCCAGGAAGAGAUCGACGGCCUGAAGGAGGCCCUGGUGUCGCUGGGCGGCACGGAUCUGACGGCCGUGUUGCUGCAGAACAAGGGCCUGCGCGGCUCGGUGAAGCACUGA